CUGUUGGUUAGCCUAUCUAAGAUGAAGGCUGUUACUCCAGUCCGCCCCCAGGACUCCUCCUCCAACAGCAGCCAGCUAUCACUGCACUAUCUGUCGAAACAGAGCUUCAACAUCGCCCGGCACAGGAUGGAAGAAGAGGACCUGUUCUGCUUGCAGUACGACAUGAACGACUGCUACAGCCGGUUGAAACGCCUGGUUCCCACUAUUCCGCAGGAUAAGAAAGUCAGUAAAGUGGAGAUCCUUCAGCAUGUCAUAGACUACAUCCUGGACUUGCAGCUGGCUCUGGAGACGCACCCUUCUCUUAAUAAACAACAGUCACAACGGACCGGGACCUGCCCUUCCCCCGUUUCCAAUCCCAGUAGGACGCCACUGACGGUGCUCAACACCGACCACCAGAAGACAUCAAUAGUCAAAAAACCAGAGGACUCAAUUUUAUGCCGUUGA
This is a messenger RNA of Menidia menidia (Atlantic silverside), 444 nucleotides long. The record is from the annotation of a GenBank genome assembly. NCBI's taxonomy places the organism in Eukaryota, Metazoa, Chordata, Actinopteri, Atheriniformes, Atherinopsidae.